GAACCAUAAGAUAUAUAGAGAGAGACGACAAGCAACAAGCAACACAAGUUCACAUCUUUCCUUUCUCUCUUUCCCUAAGAGUCUUUCAUUACAUUAUCUCUUUCUCUUUUUCUAACCUCUCAUUUAACAACAAAGCCAAAAAAAAAAAAACAGUCUUUCAUCAUCUUCUUCUUCUGGGGAGAGAGAGAGAGCGAAAGAGCGCUAACAAUGGCGAACUUGGUCUUAUCCGAAUGUGGCAUAAGACCUCUCCCCAGAAUCUACACCACACCCAGAUCCACUUUCCUCUCCAACACCACCUUCAAACUCAAACCAUCACCUGCGUUUCGUCUGAAUGGGUUCUCCACUAAGAACUGGGCGUUGAAUGUCACCACGCCUCUAACAGUUGACUCAUCUCCUCCAACCUCAGAAGAACACGAAACGCAGAGGUUCGACCCAGGCGGGCCUCCUCCGUUCAACUUAGCUGAUAUCAGAGCAGCUAUUCCUAAGCAUUGUUGGGUGAAGAACCCAUGGAAGUCUAUGAGUUAUGUUGUGAGAGAUGUUGCCAUUGUGUUUGCAUUGGCUGCUGGAGCUGCUUACCUCAACAGCUGGCUUGUUUGGCCUCUCUAUUGGCUUGCUCAAGGAACCAUGUUCUGGGCUCUCUUUGUUCUUGGCCAUGACUGUGGACAUGGUAGCUUCUCAAAUGAUCCAAGGUUAAACAGUGUGGUUGGUCACCUUCUUCAUUCCUCAAUCCUGGUCCCGUACCAUGGCUGGAGAAUUAGCCACAGGACUCACCACCAGAACCAUGGACAUGUUGAGAACGAUGAAUCAUGGCAUCCUAUGUCUGAGAAAAUCUUCAAGACUUUGGAUAAACCAACUCGGUUCUUUAGAUUUACACUGCCUCUCGUGAUGCUCGCGUACCCUUUCUACUUGUGGGCACGAAGUCCGGGGAAGAAGGGUUCUCAUUACCAUCCGGACAGCGACUUGUUCCUCCCUAAAGAGAAGAAUGAUGUUCUUACUUCUACUGCUUGUUGGACUGCAAUGGCUGCUUUGCUUGUCUGUCUCAACUUUGUGAUGGGUCCAAUGCAAAUGCUCAAACUCUAUGGAAUUCCUUACUGGAUAAAUGUAAUGUGGUUGGACUUUGUGACUUACCUGCAUCACCAUGGUCAUGAAGAUAAGCUCCCUUGGUACCGUGGGAAGGAAUGGAGUUACUUGAGAGGAGGACUUACAACAUUGGAUCGUGACUACGGAGUGAUCAAUAACAUUCAUCACGACAUUGGAACUCAUGUGAUACAUCAUCUUUUCCCACAGAUCCCACAUUAUCAUCUAGUAGAAGCAACAGAAGCAGCUAAACCAGUAUUAGGGAAGUAUUACAGGGAGCCUAAUAAGUCUGGACCUUUGCCAUUACAUUUACUUGGAAUCUUAGCAAAAAGCAUGAAAGAAGAUCAUUAUGUGAGCGACGAAGGAGAUGUUGUAUACUAUAAAGCAGAUCCUAAUCUAUAUGGAGAGGUCAAAGUUUAAGUAACAGCAGACUGAAAUGAAGCAAGCAGCGAGAGACAGAGAAGCUGUGAACUUCAUCUAUCUCUGACCAGCUGAUUUUUUUGCUUAUUAAUGUCAAUUUAUUGUGUUACUAGUUACUACCAUCAGAGAGCUAGCAUCUCUGAAUACCAUUCAGAUGGAAACGACAACUUUGUUUUCAGUACUGAAGCUAUAUAUAUAUAUAUAUACAUUGCAUUUU
Molecule: messenger RNA, 1714 nt
Organism: Brassica rapa (field mustard)
Lineage: Eukaryota; Viridiplantae; Streptophyta; Magnoliopsida; Brassicales; Brassicaceae
Product: omega-3 fatty acid desaturase, chloroplastic
Biological process (GO): lipid metabolic process
Molecular function (GO): oxidoreductase activity, acting on paired donors, with oxidation of a pair of donors resulting in the reduction of molecular oxygen to two molecules of water
Source: RefSeq, a predicted model, not a curated record